Messenger RNA from Prunus mume (Japanese apricot), 944 nucleotides. RefSeq lists its product as uncharacterized. Lineage: Eukaryota; Viridiplantae; Streptophyta; Magnoliopsida; Rosales; Rosaceae. Gene Ontology annotation, molecular function: box C/D methylation guide snoRNP complex binding. The record is from RefSeq and is a predicted model, not a curated record. Gene Ontology annotation, biological process: box C/D snoRNP assembly.
GAAAUUCUUAACGGGCAAGUCAAAGCCCAAUGGAGAAUAGAAAAUAGAAUGACAAAAAUAAUAAAAUAAAAAAGGUAGAAAACCCUGCUGGAUUGAACCUCCUUCUUCGAGAGGCUAAAAACCCUAAACCCUUUGACCCUCUACCGCUAGCGAUAGAGAGAGAUGGGAAGUACAAGCCAAGACCUUCUACAAUUGGAGCACAAGAAGGCCUUAACUUCACCCAUUGAAUCCACACUACUUGUUUGUAAAAAUGACUCACAGGCUUGUCAAACAAAGAAGGCUCAACCUGAAGGGAAACCCAUCGGUGUUCCUGUUAUCAAAAGCCAAGUUUUGGGAAAAAUAAGGGAUUUCUUGGGAGUCAUAUCAGAAGCUAAUGAAAGAUUAGAAAAGGAUGCAAAGGAUAAUUCAAAAAACUAUGAUAUUGAAGCGCUCACUGGAAAUGAAUCUCAAGUCAUUGAAAUGGAUUUAAUGCUGGGUGUUGCUGAUCUUCAAACUCCCGAGGCUGUGGCUGCUGCGGAAUCUGCUAUUUCUGGUUAUCAGCCUGUUAUACCAUUGGCCGUCAGCAGUAGUGAAGAGGAGUCACAGGAUAGCAGUAACAACGAUAGUAGCAGUGAUGAGGAUGAGAAUGAUAGUAGCAGUGAAGAGGAUGAAAGUGAUGGUGAGGAUAAGAAAACAUCCUCUCCUGUCAAACUCAAAACACCCAAGUCUGACAAAGAUGAUUCGAGUGAUGUUCGUAACACCCGGUCCAAAAAGCGGCCAAAAAUUGUUGAGCUUCCUUGAAAUGAUGUGAGAUCUAGUUCUCGUAUCUGUGCGUUUCAGGAAUUAUCAAUUUAUUGUAAUAGUUGGGCAAGUCUAAAGACUUCCACACUGUGCGAAGGAAAUAUGAUGAACGGUUCUGGGAGUUAUCUAUAAAAAGUUGUCUAACUGUGGUAUAAUUUAAUACG